AUGAAAAUGCAACCUAUAUUCAUCACUGGUACUGAUACUGAUGUCGGUAAGACAUUCAUAUCAGCACUUUUGGUAAAACGUUGGGGUGCAGACUACUGGAAACCAGUACAAACUGGACUCAAUGAAGAUAUUGGAGAUACUGCUACUGUCACGCAGAUGUUACAAGCUUCAGGUGGUAUUCCAUCCAACACUAUUAUUUUUGAUCCUGCUCUGAAAUACCAAAAUCCAUUGAGCCCUUGGAGAUGUACAAUUCUGGAAAACAAGGAAGAGAUUGAUAUCACAAAGUUGAACUUACCCCCAACUACUAAUACAAUAAUAGUUGAAGGUGCAGGUGGUGUUCUUGUGCCGUUCACAAAAGACAAGUUUACAACUGAUGUUAUUCACCACUUAAACACCCCUGUUAUCCUGGUCGCUCGCUCUAAAUUGGGAACACUAAAUCACACACUUCUAAGUUUAGAGGUUAUGAAAGCUAGAGGGAACAAUGUGGUUGGUGUAAUUCUUAACGGGGAAAUUGACGAUGAUAACUUGAAAGCGUUGGAAGCAUUGGGAGCUAGAAUCAUUGCGCAAAUUCCACACACAUCUAAAAUUGAGGAUGUGCUGCAUCUGAUCCCACCGCUUGAAGAGGUUCUACAGUAG
Molecule: messenger RNA, 636 nt
Organism: Pichia kudriavzevii
Lineage: Eukaryota; Fungi; Ascomycota; Pichiomycetes; Pichiales; Pichiaceae
Exons: 1
Coding region: 1-636 (211 amino acids)
Biological process (GO): biotin biosynthetic process
Molecular function (GO): dethiobiotin synthase activity; magnesium ion binding; ATP binding
Source: RefSeq, a predicted model, not a curated record